UGCUACAUGUGAUGUGAACUUCCGGGCUUUCAAGCGAGGUUCUGUGGAGCAACAAGCAUUUGGUAUCACAACAAAUCGGACUACAUUUAUCAUGGCUGACCCAAAUAUGAAACAGUUGAAAAUUAAAACAGGAGUAGUAAAAAGAUUAACGAAGGAGAAAUAUUCUUAUGAGAAGGAAGUGGUAAAGCAGGAGGAACACAUAGAAAAGAUGAAAGCAGAUGGAAAGGAUCCAUAUGAUAUAAAGAAACAGGGAGAAGUUCUCGAUGAAUCCAAGGACAUGAUCCCUGAUACAAAGAGAAGGCUUACUAAAGGACUAGAGGAUCUCCAGAAGUAUAUGGAACAAGCUGACGAACUGAAGGAGACAGAGGAAUUCCAAACAGCUGUGACAAUGUGCAAAGAAGCAGUAACAGCGCUGUCAACCUGAAGUCCCUGUAAUGAUGAGUCAGUGUGAUGUCAAUGUGUUUUGUAUUCUGUUAGGAAGCUCUUAAUACUAGUCUAGUUUUCACAUGUGUUACUGUACUUCGAGAGUUACAGGAAUGAUUAUAUUCAGUAAGAUGCACAUUACCAUAUAAGAUAGUAAAGCUGAUCAUGAAUGAGUCGGGAAAAUGAUGCCUGGUAUAGCCUGGAAAAUAAGUCGAGAAUGAAAGUCAUUGUGUUGUGAGGUUGUGAAACAAGCAAUGUUUGAAGUUGUACCAUUUGUAUACAGCAUUGCAGUGCAAUUAAGUGGUGUGUUUCUAUUUGGGGGGGGUCAUUGGUCAGAGGACAGUUGUUAUAUUGGCCUAGUCAUGGGUCAUUGAUUAACAUCAAAUUCAAAUUUCAUAGUAAAAAGAUAAGUACAUGUACCAAUAUCUGCUACAAUUGGUCGUAUCCUAUGAACCAACAUUUGUUUAGGGCUCAAUAUAUGUGAUUGUGAAUCUUGUAUUGUUUCACUUUGUCAUAAAAUAUUUCUUUUGGGAAAGAAAUAUUGCCAGACAGUCCAUCAUAUACAUUGUACCUUCCUGUAUGUUAGUUUACAUUUUUGAAGUGAAAAGUCCAGUUAAAUGGUAUAUGUAUUUAAUUACUAAUAGGUUGAGAUACUUCAAUACUGUAGAGCAUGUAAUUGGUCUAAACACCCCUUGGUUGUAUGAAUGUAACAGACAUUGGUGUCACAAUGAUUGUAUAUAAUCAGAUAAAUUAAAUAUGAGACUUGUCAGAAACUUUUUUAUAAAGUUAUAGCUUCACAGUACUACUAGUGUAAGUAAACGUAUAUAUGCUUUCUUUCUAUAUAUGACAUUUACAAUGUAUAGUUCAAAUCUAUGCAUCAAACAUUGUAAAGACUUCUUAAUGCAAUGAAAUUUCUUUAACCUG
Mizuhopecten yessoensis (Yesso scallop) is the source of this 1347-nucleotide messenger RNA. Its product is annotated as tubulin-specific chaperone A-like. Gene Ontology annotation, biological process: post-chaperonin tubulin folding pathway; tubulin complex assembly. The transcript has 4 exons. NCBI's taxonomy places the organism in Eukaryota, Metazoa, Mollusca, Bivalvia, Pectinida, Pectinidae. Gene Ontology annotation, cellular component: microtubule cytoskeleton; cytosol. Bases 92 to 424 code for a protein of 110 amino acids. Gene Ontology annotation, molecular function: beta-tubulin binding. The record is from RefSeq and is a predicted model, not a curated record.